AUGUUAGUCUUGCAGUACAUCGCCAAUUCGAGCAGACGUUUUCAAACGUUUGUAGCCAACAGGAUAGCAGUCAUACAAGAGCUGUCAAGAACUGACCAGUGGAGACAUGUCGGCACAUCGCUGAACCCAGCAGAUGAUGUAACUAGGGGAUUACCUGUCCUUGACCUGGUUGCAGGAUCUCGGUGGAUACGACGUCCUGACUUUUUACUCAGUGUUGAAGAACGGUGGCCAAAGGGAAAGGAACUGCCAGCAGUUCUGAACGACUUACUGGAGGUGAAACGAGAAGUACACCAGAGAUCUGUAGUUGCUCUGGCAGUGAGCGAGCAGUCAAAGUGGUCCCUCGCCAAAUUGUGGCUCAGGUACUCAUCAUGGUACCUCUUGGUGAAAGGGGUGGCAUGGAUUAAAAGGUUCAUUUGGUGGCUUGGGUCCAGUACAAGGACCGCAGACCUGAGCCUCAAACUGAAGAGGCUAAGCACUGAGGAACUACAGUCGGCUGAGCAGACACUUAUAAGAUUGGUGCAGAAAGAGGCUUAUGAGAAAGAAAUCCAAACUGUCAUAAAGGGUGAGCUGCCGAAGGACAAUAAGCUAUAUAAACUGGAACCUUACUUGGACGAGCGAACGUUGCUCAGAUCAAAGGGAAGAAUUAAAGGAACCCUUCUUGGGCGAAAUGGUGAGGAGCCAAUCUUGCUGCCUAGAGACCACCACAUCACCGAUAUCAUAGUGCGGGAGAUGCACGAAGAGAGAGCCGGACAUGCCGGACGAGAACACACGAUGGCGUGUGUGAGGCAAAGGUAUUGGAUUCCCCAGGGCAGACGCUUGCUUGAUAGAAUCAUACGACGCUGUGUAGUGUGCCGACGGAACAACUGGAGAAGUCGGCAUCAAAGGCAAGCUGACUUACCAAUAGAUCGUGUCACUCCUGGCAACUCUCCAUUUGCUUACACUGGAACGGACUGUUUUGGUCCAUUCAUUAUCAAGGUAGGGAGGAAACAGGUUAAGCGCUGGGGAUGUUUGUUUACAUGCCUAACUAUUAGGGCUGUUCAUCUAGAAGUCUUGGCCUCAUUAGACGCAGAUGCCUUCCUCAACGCAAUAACAAGGUUCUCACGACGCAGAGGUACACCAGAGCGUAUUAGGUCGGAUAAUGGGACAAACAUGGUAUGGGCAGCCAAAGAGCUCAAACUAGCAGUGAAAAGUUGGGAGCAAGAUGACAGACUCAGAGGUGCCUUACUGAAAGCAGAUAUUGACUGGGUCUUCAAUCCACCAGUUGCCCCAUACAUGGGGUGA
Messenger RNA from Homarus americanus (American lobster), 1281 nucleotides. RefSeq lists its product as uncharacterized. The record is from RefSeq and is a predicted model, not a curated record. The coding region runs from base 1 to 1281 and encodes 426 amino acids. Lineage: Eukaryota; Metazoa; Arthropoda; Malacostraca; Decapoda; Nephropidae. Gene Ontology annotation, molecular function: nucleic acid binding. The transcript has a single exon.